AUGGAGAACCAGACCCUAGAAGUGGGGUCUGAGAGAGGCCAGUCAGGGGGAGGGUUGAGGAUUCUGCAGAAGAGCCUCAGCGCACAGAUCCGCCUGCUCUUCUGUGCCCGCGAGGAGGCCGAGCCUGUGUUCCGGGCAGCGGAGGAAGCUGGCCUCACGGGGCCUGGCUACGUCUGGUUCAUAGUGGGGCCCCAGCUGGCUGGAGGUGGGGGCUCCGGCGGCCCUGGGGAGCCCCUUCUUCUGCCAGGAGGCACCCCACUGCCUGCCGGGCUGUUUGCAGUGCGCUCUGCUGGCUGGAGGGAUGACCUGGCCCGGCGUGUGGCAGCUGGCGUGGCCGUGGUGGCCAGAGGAGCCCAGGCCCUGCUGCGUGACUAUGGCUUCCUGCCCGAGCUCGGCCAUGACUGUCGCGCCCAGAACCGGACCCAUCGAGGGGAGAGUCUGCAUAGGUACUUCAUGAAUAUUACCUGGGACAACCGGGAUUACUCCUUCAAUGAGGAUGGCUUCCUGGUGAACCCCUCCCUGGUGGUCAUCUCCCUCACCAGGGACAGGACCUGGGAGGUGGUGGGCAGCUGGGAGCAGCAGACUCUGCGACUCAAGUACCCGCUGUGGUCCCGCUACGGCCGCUUCCUGCAGCCGGUAGAUGACACGCAGCACCUGACGGUGGCCACGCUGGAGGAGAGGCCCUUCGUCAUUGUGGAGCCGGCCGACCCCAUCAGCGGCACCUGCAUCCGAGACUCGGUGCCCUGCCGGAGCCAGCUCAACCGCACCCACAGCCCUCCGCCAGACGCCCCCCGCCCGGAAAAGCGGUGUUGCAAGGGCUUCUGCAUCGACAUUCUGAAGCGGCUGGCGCAGACCAUCGGCUUCAGCUACGACCUUUACCUGGUCACGAACGGCAAGCACGGGAAGAAGAUCGACGGCGUCUGGAACGGCAUGAUCGGGGAGGUGUUCUACCAGCGCGCGGACAUGGCCAUCGGCUCCCUCACCAUAAACGAGGAGCGCUCCGAGAUCGUGGACUUCUCCGUCCCCUUCGUGGAGACGGGCAUCAGCGUGAUGGUGGCGCGCAGCAACGGCACCGUGUCCCCCUCGGCCUCCCUCGAGCCCUACAGCCCCGCUGUGUGGGUGAUGAUGUUCGUCAUGUGCCUCACCGUGGUCGCUGUCACUGUGUUCAUCUUCGAGUACCUCAGUCCUGUGGGUUACAACCGCAGCCUGGCUACCGGCAAGCGCCCUGGUGGCUCAACCUUCACCAUUGGAAAAUCCAUCUGGCUGCUCUGGGCCCUGGUGUUCAAUAACUCAGUGCCCGUGGAGAACCCCCGGGGUACUACCAGCAAAAUCAUGGUGCUGGUGUGGGCCUUCUUCGCCGUCAUCUUCCUCGCCAGCUACACAGCGAACCUGGCCGCCUUCAUGAUCCAGGAGGAGUACGUGGACACCGUGUCUGGGCUCAGUGACCGAAAGUUCCAGCGGCCCCAGGAGCAGUACCCGCCCCUGAAGUUCGGGACCGUGCCCAACGGGUCCACGGAGAAGAACAUCCGCAGCAACUACCCCGACAUGCACAGCUACAUGGUGCGCUACAACCAGCCCCGCGUGGAGGAAGCGCUCACGCAUCUCAAGGCAGGGAAGCUGGACGCCUUCAUCUAUGACGCGGCUGUGCUCAACUACAUGGCCCGCAAGGAUGAGGGCUGCAAGCUGGUCACCAUCGGCUCCGGCAAGGUCUUUGCCACCACGGGCUACGGCAUCGCCCUGCACAAGGGCUCCCGCUGGAAGCGGCCCAUCGACCUGGCGCUCCUGCAGUUCCUGGGGGACGAUGAGAUCGAGAUGCUUGAGCGGCUGUGGCUCUCCGGGAUCUGCCACAACGACAAGAUCGAGGUGAUGAGCAGCAAGCUGGACAUCGACAACAUGGCAGGCGUCUUCUACAUGCUGCUGGUGGCCAUGGGCCUGUCCCUGCUGGUCUUCGCCUGGGAGCACCUGGUGUACUGGCGGCUGCGGCACUGCCUGGGGCCCACGCACCGCAUGGACUUCCUGCUGGCCUUCUCC
Messenger RNA from Myotis brandtii (Brandt's bat), 2031 nucleotides. RefSeq names its product glutamate receptor, ionotropic, N-methyl D-aspartate 2D (gene GRIN2D). Gene Ontology annotation, cellular component: NMDA selective glutamate receptor complex; postsynaptic membrane; plasma membrane. Gene Ontology annotation, molecular function: NMDA glutamate receptor activity; transmitter-gated monoatomic ion channel activity involved in regulation of postsynaptic membrane potential. The transcript has 11 exons. Gene Ontology annotation, biological process: synaptic transmission, glutamatergic; long-term synaptic potentiation; excitatory postsynaptic potential. The record is from RefSeq and is a predicted model, not a curated record. The annotation marks the transcript as partial. NCBI's taxonomy places the organism in Eukaryota, Metazoa, Chordata, Mammalia, Chiroptera, Vespertilionidae.